Dentiscutata erythropus is the source of this 643-nucleotide messenger RNA. Lineage: Eukaryota; Fungi; Glomeromycota; Glomeromycetes; Diversisporales; Gigasporaceae. The record is from the annotation of a GenBank genome assembly.
UGUUUAUUAUUCGCCAACAAAAGAAUUCAUAGUCUUUGAUGUAUUUGAUGAUUUAGAUUUAUUGGAUUUUGAUAUAAUGGAAGAAUUAUUAAAAGAAUCAGAUUUACCUUAUUUAAAACCAUUAAUUAGAGAUAGUUAUCAAAAUAUUAUUAAGUAUGAACCAAAGUUUACUACUACUAUACCAAAAUUACUUGGUUAUCCAACUCCGCUACUACCUCUUUUCAAUGAAAAUAUAGCAGAAGGAAUUGUAAUUAAACCGAUUAAAAGCAUUCGAACUAGAAGUCGUAUUAUAAUCAAAAUUAAGCCUCCACAAUUUGAGGAACAGAUAAAAAAUCCAGAAAACUUGAAUAAAAAUGAAAAAACGCCAAUUGACAUAGUCAAAAUGAACUUAUUUGAGUUUAUUAAUAUGAAUAGAUUGAAUUCGGUAAUUUCAAAACUGGACACUAAAGAUAAAAGUGAUGAGAUGAAAUUGGCAAACUUGUUAUAUGAAAAUGCUAAGGAAGAUUUUAUGAAAGAUGAAGAAUUGAAGAAAAAAUUUUUGGAAUUAUCGGAUAGUAAUAAAGAAACGAUUAGAAAAGCUGGUGUUUCAAAGUCAAAGCAUUUUGUUAAAGAAUAUUUGAAAUCAUUAUUAAGUAGUCAAUAG